Molecule: messenger RNA, 481 nt
Organism: Carica papaya (papaya)
Lineage: Eukaryota; Viridiplantae; Streptophyta; Magnoliopsida; Brassicales; Caricaceae
Source: RefSeq, a predicted model, not a curated record
ACCAGCAUCAAAUUUCCAGCGGAGGUCGCCAGUUCCACAAUCUAGAUAUCAGUCUGUUUAUUCCAGCGAGAGUGCUCUCAACACUGUAUCAUAUUCCAAUACAAGCGUGAGGAGAAAGAAAAAUCAGGUCGAAACACACCGUGAGCCUACAUACAAGCCUGUUGCUGACCCACAGCCUGAGGUGGCGCUUGGGCUGGAGUCAGAACCUGAAGCAGAGCCAGAGCCAGAGCUGGAGCCUGAGUCCAUUUAUCAAGAUGAGGAUAUUGCGGUAGCUGUACCAGAUAUUGUCUCUUCAGAUUUUGGUGAUGGUGAUAAUGAUGAAGAUGAAGAUGAAAAGGAAGAACAUCGGAUUGAAGAUGGAGAUCUAAAUGCAUUAAAGCUCCCAGAACUGAGGGCUCUUGCAAAGUCUCGUGGCGCGAAAGGGUUUUCAAAGAUGAAGAAGAGUGAGCUGGUAGACUUGCUAAGUGCUACCUCUGUCUGA